Molecule: messenger RNA, 766 nt
Organism: Cydia strobilella
Lineage: Eukaryota; Metazoa; Arthropoda; Insecta; Lepidoptera; Tortricidae
Exons: 3
Coding region: 108-713 (201 amino acids)
Source: RefSeq, a predicted model, not a curated record
UACAAGAAGUGGGUCGAGUAAGAACAGCCUCCGAUUUGCUGACGAUGCGUCGAGAUGUGAAAACGUGCCGUCCCUCAGACUAACAUGAACCGAGUGUAGGUUUGGAAAUGUAUCGAAUAGCGGUUGUUAUUGCUUUAUUAGAGAUGGUAGGCGGAGCGCCGUCGCCUUUACGGGUUACCAUUAAUUGUGGAUCACAUGAAAGCGACUCAUCGAUCCUCCGUUCUAUCUCAAGAACAGCACACAAGAACAAGGGAACUUUUGACGUCAAUUCAUUCUGCGACCUCAUCCACAAUGCCAUCCCAAAGGCAGUACAAGACGGCAGAUUCGUCGUGGCGGAUCAAGAUGACAUGGACCAAGAAGGAUAUGGUGAUACACAAUCACCCAUAGCCAUAGCCCCACCUAAAGGCUACAUACCAAAGCUAGGUAUGUCCAGAAUCAACAAACCAAAACUAAGAAUCCCAGCAAUAAAAGUUCCACGACUACACGUAGCACUUCACAAACCGAUAAAACCACCAGUGUUAGGAUCAUCGAUGAUCUUCAAAACAUACAGGGAUUCUUACGAAGAACCAACGAGCGCCGAAAAGAUGGAGCAAUUCAAAAAAGGUGUUCAGAAAAUGUUGCAUUUCGUGAAAAUACUUGGGCAAGUUGAUCAGUAUUUGACAGAAAGGACUAAGAUCGUAAUAGAGAAGCUAUCGAAAACGUUUGCAGAAUAGUUUUAUUUUAUAAAUUUAAUUUAUUAAAACUUUUCUAUUUUUAUACGCUAUAA